CGGUAAUUUGUGAGUAUCCCUGCUCCAUCAGUUCGGACACGAACAGGGUUUUAGCCCUUCCAUUGGAAACCCCCGCGGUCGCUCGUCUUCUCUCUCUCUCGACUGUUUUCCUUGAUUCAGGUACUCAGUAGUCGGUAUCUUCUUCUUCGUUCUCUUCAUUGUCGGAAGCUUCCUUUUCAUCUCUGCAUUUUCCGCCUGUAUUAAUUCGUUGAAAAUCGUGUUUUCUCGGAGCUUUUUUUAGCUUAUGAAGCAUUAGACUGCCACCGGCCAAAUGCAUCGUCGUUUGGCCCUCACUAGAACAAUCUCAACAUUCAUAAACCCCAAAAACCAUCUCAAAACCCCACUUUCCGACUCCCCACAAGCCCUCCUCCUCUUCUUGCCCUUCCGUUCUUCGCCCUUCUCCACCAGACCCCGUCCCGUCGGCACCAAUGAUCGGCCACCUCUUCUCAGAGAUGACGGAGUCUCUAUUUGCGCGAAGUUAUGGGUUGAAAACUUCAGAGAACCCGAGAAAAACGUCUACAAUCUUUCGACGUACCUCAGGAGGCUGGAGUUGUGGGUUAUAGCUUACCAAAAGGUCUGCGCUGACGAGACCGGCGCGUAUAUGCCCAAGAAUUCGAUUGACGAUGCCGCAUUUGAGGGCUUGAUCUCUCUCCGUGAUGCCGUACUUGAGAAUCGUUUUAGGUGGGGCGCUAGGCUGGAGUUCUUCAUUAGGUCUCCCAAGGAUAAAACUGAUUUAGAGUCGCUCUCAAAGCGGAAGGUUAGGACUCUUUUGACUACAACUCAACCUGCAGCUUUCCAAGAUAGAAUUGUGCAGGAAGUCCUGUUAAUUAUCCUAGAACCUGUGUAUGAGGCGAGGUUUUCGCAGAAAUCGUAUGCUUUUAGGCCCGGACGGAAUGCUCAUACGGUGUUGAGAGUGAUCCGGAGGAGUUUCGCGGGCUAUCUUUGGUACGUGAAAGGGGAUUUGAGCACGAUAUUGGAUGGGGUCAAGGUCAGUAUGGUGAUCGGUGCUCUUAUGAGGGAUGUGAGGGACAAAUUGGUGAUUGAUUUGAUCAAAUCGGCGCUUGUUACGCCGGUGAUUACUGGUCGGUCGCCAGAGGAGGACAAGAAGAAGAAAAAGAAGAGGAAGUAUCAGAAAAAGAAGGUUUUAGCUGAAGAUGAGCCUAAGCCUGACCCUUAUUGGCUCACGUCUUUCUUUGGCUUUGCUCCUGAGGAAGCAGAGAAGGUGCCGUCAUGGGGACACUGUGGAGUCCUGAGUCCGUUGUUGGCCAACAUCUGCCUUGAUGAGUUGGAUCAUUGGAUGGAAGGGAAAAUCAAGGAGUUUUUCCGUCCGUCGAAGACAGAUGUCAUCUGGAACAGUCCCAGUGGUGUGGAGGAGCAGGGGAAUACCUCCUGGCCUGAAUUUGUUCCGACCAGUGGACCAGAUAAAACAAGGAAGAUGGACUAUAUACGAUAUGGGGGACACAUUUUGAUUGGUGUGAGGGGACCUAGAGCUGAUGCCGCUACUAUCAGGAAGCAAUUGAUUGAGUUCUGUGACGAAAAGUAUGCACUCAAGCUUGAUAAUGAGAGUUUGCCAAUCGAACACAUCACAAAAGGGAUAAUGUUCCUUGAUCAUGUCUUAUGUCGAAGAGUUGUUUAUCCAACUUUGAGGUACACAGCAACUGGUGGGAAAAUUAUUAGUGAAAAGGGUGUGGGCACCCUUCUUUCAGUGACUGCAAGCUUAAAGCAAUGCAUUAGGCAAUUUAGGAAGCUUGAGUUUCUUAAGGGGGAUCGAGAUCCAGAUCCUCAACCUUGUUUCCGAAUGUUCCAUGCAACACAAGCACACACAAAUGCACAGAUGAACAAGCUUUUGGCAACCAUGGCUGAGUGGUACCGUUAUGCAGAUAACAGGAAGAAAGUUGUGAAUUUUUGUUCAUAUAUCAUAAGAGGGUCACUGGCAAAGUUGUAUGCUGCUAAGUACAAAUUACGAUCUCGUGCAAAGGUGUAUAAGAUUGCGUCAAGGAAUUUAAGCCGCCCAUUGAAAGAGAAGAAAGGGCAGUCACCAGAAUACCAUAAUCUCAUGAGAAUGGGUCUCUUGGAUUCUAUAGAUGGUCUUAUGUUUACACGGUUAUCUCUCGUGCCUGAGCCUGAUUACACGCCCUUUCCAAAAGACUGGAGACCUGAACAUGAGAGAGUUAUCCUUGAAUAUAUAAAACUGGAGAAUCAAGAAACCUUAGAUCAACAAAGGGAAACACUUAGGGAAGAAGGUCUUGUAACACCUCAGGAUUACAUUUCUAUGCUUGUAUGGAACUACAAAAAGAAUGCUAUCUUUGCAGAUCGGUCCAUGACAAUUGAAGAGCUUGACCAGAGGGCCAGAGAGAUUCUAUCUGGAUCAGGUGACCAAGCUCUGAAACACAAGGAUAAGGAGGACGAAGAGAAUGCAGACAGAGUUACACUUGCUGCACAAAUGUGAUAGAGGUUGCAGCUUUCUAUAUUUAGUUGUCAAGCUUCCAUACCGAGGUCUUAUAUCUGAAGCAGCUCAACCUUAGCUAUUCAUUGUAGAAAUGGAGGGGAAGUGCUUCUGCUAAUAUUGGGAUGGCGUCCCUUUUUCUGAAUAUGGCUUAAAUUACAGUUAUGAUCUACACAGAGAUGUUGAAUAUCCUCAAAACAUUUAAACGCAAUGAUGAUAUACAUCUGUAAUGCCUGACUAGUGUUAUGAAGCUGCCUUUUCCUUAUAGAAGAAUAUGCAAAUCUGGAUUGGAAGAGAGAAACAACUUGAUGGUGAGGACUAAAAGGUGAAAAUGCUUGAGGUCCUCAUCUGACUUGCGGUUGUUUAUCAGCCAUCUCAGGAAUUAUUGGUGUGGCUUCUGCAAUCCAGUUGGUGCCAACAUCAACUUACAGAGUGUGACUCAACCAGGCGAGUACAUGGAGAGAGCCGAAUAUCUGAUGCCUAUUCGUAUGUAGUGAGAAGAUCCCUUUCAGUGUGGACACUAUUUUUCCAUUCCACUAUAUCUUUCCAGCAUGGGGAAGUUCUGGGUUAAUGUUUUCCACUUGCCCUGCUUGUUGCUGGACGGGAUAUUUGUUCCGCUGCUGCUGCUUUUGCAGAGGAAGCCAUAUAUCUGCUUUCUAAAUGUUUUGAGCAGACCAACUAAGCGAGCCAACGGGCAAACCUAUUAACACCGGCACACAUGGUUAUAAUUUCAAGAGAUCGAAGAUUUUCUCAAGUUACUUGGGAGAGGUGCCAUUUUAGUUCCAGACUGUAACUUAUAUGUUUAGCUCCAUUUGGCAUCAAGUCUUCUUUUUGUUUUCUAGCUUUUCUUCGGGUGUCUAUUGGCAGAAAUCUGACUUGCAUCCUUUCGAGUGUACAGGUCUUCACAUGGCAUCACGACAUUCUUUUAGCAGUUGAAAUCGACAUGAAGUAUUCUUGUGCA
Nymphaea colorata (pocket water lily) is the source of this 3407-nucleotide messenger RNA. Its product is annotated as nuclear intron maturase 2, mitochondrial. The transcript has 3 exons. NCBI's taxonomy places the organism in Eukaryota, Viridiplantae, Streptophyta, Magnoliopsida, Nymphaeales, Nymphaeaceae. Gene Ontology annotation, biological process: mRNA processing. The record is from RefSeq and is a predicted model, not a curated record. Bases 272 to 2449 code for a protein of 725 amino acids.